Necator americanus (New World hookworm) is the source of this 285-nucleotide messenger RNA. RefSeq lists its product as uncharacterized. The coding region runs from base 1 to 285 and encodes 94 amino acids. The record is from RefSeq and is a predicted model, not a curated record. The transcript has a single exon. NCBI's taxonomy places the organism in Eukaryota, Metazoa, Nematoda, Chromadorea, Rhabditida, Ancylostomatidae.
AUGGCAGACAACUUGAGACAGAACUUCAAUAUGCUCGCCUACAUCUACAUAUUCCAUCUAGAGGAUUUCAUUCAUUCAGAACUUCAACUUUCAGGAUUCAGAGCUCUCCAACGCGGACGCGAAGCAACCUCGCGGCUGGGCUCAUGUGAGCCCACGCCUGGAACACACAAUGAGGACCCUAGCCACCGGACACCGCCAGAGCAAAGACGCACUGGACAACGAUACCAAGGACCACGAUGCAAGCUGUUACUUCUCGAGGAUGCUCCCUGUGGGGGCGACUUCUAG